Molecule: messenger RNA, 1195 nt
Organism: Acanthaster planci (crown-of-thorns starfish)
Lineage: Eukaryota; Metazoa; Echinodermata; Asteroidea; Valvatida; Acanthasteridae
Product: gamma-butyrobetaine dioxygenase-like
Biological process (GO): carnitine biosynthetic process
Cellular component (GO): mitochondrion
Molecular function (GO): gamma-butyrobetaine dioxygenase activity
Source: RefSeq, a predicted model, not a curated record
AUGGCUGCGAGCCCGCGGCUGACGAGCGUAACGAGGGACGACUCUACUCACUGGUACCGGCUGGCUAUGGACAGCGGGUACGAAGGCACCUAUCCCUACGUCUGGCUGAGAGACAACUGCCGCUGUUCGGAAUGCUUCAGUCCUGCCGUCACGCAACGAAAAGUGAAAAUGGGUGACACAAACCCUGAUAUUAAGCCAUCAUCCGAGUCGAUCGUAGCCGACGGGAAAGUCUUGCGGAUCACGUGGCCCAACCAGCACCUCAGCGAGUUCGACGCCGCCUUUCUGAACCGCCAGCGGUUCUCCGAAAUGCAGAAAGAUGCGGUGAGCUGUCCCAAGAGACAGUCGUGGGGAGCUGAUCUGAACGGCAGGAUCCCGACAUUUGACUUCCAGAAACUUCUCCAAGACGACCUGGAGCUGUACAACUGGCUGGAUGUCUUGAACACCAAGGGCCUGGCCGUGGUGAAAGGGGCACCGGCCAAGAAGGGGACUAUGCUCCAACUUGCUGAGAAGGUCGCCUACAUGAAGAAAACCUCUUACGGGGAUACGUGCCAUAUUUUCAGCACCCCGACAGCCGAGCGUCUGAUGUACUCCCAUCAAGCUCUUCCUCUUCACGUGGACCAGCCGUACAUGGACUACGCCCCAGGAAUUGAAAUGCUCCAGUGCAUUCAACGCGUCAAUGUUCACGGUGGUGAAAGUCAGUUUGUGGACGGGAUGCGUCUUGCUGAACAGUUGAAAGAGGAGUCCCCUAAGGCGUAUUACCUACUGACGACUCGAGAAGUAGACUUCGAAACACGUGUAACCUGUUACGACUGGCUGAAGCCAUUUCACAUGAAGAAAUCAAGACCAACCAUACAAUUGGACAAACAUGGUGAGUUCCAAGCCAUCAACUACGAUACCAGCUUUCGAUCGCCCUCCAUGUCUCAAGUUCCAGUCGGGGAGGUCGCUGAUAUCUACGGAGCUCUGAAGCUGCUUUUUGACAUAAUGUACAGGCCGGAAAAUGUAGUGCAUUACCUGCUGGCUGAAGGGGAGAUGGCCACGUUUGACAACCGUCGCCUGCUACACGCUCGCACCGCCUUCACCAUCUCUGGCGAAGGAGGGCGCCUUAUGGAGUGCGGCUACCUCGACUGGGACGAGGCUCGAUCGCGCAUGCGCAUUCUCCAGGAAAGUCUUGGCCUGUAGCAAAACCUUCCUCUGA